This is a messenger RNA of Carassius auratus (goldfish), 2594 nucleotides long. Its product is annotated as zinc metalloproteinase-disintegrin-like batroxstatin-1. Gene Ontology annotation, molecular function: metalloendopeptidase activity. The transcript is spliced from 22 exons. NCBI's taxonomy places the organism in Eukaryota, Metazoa, Chordata, Actinopteri, Cypriniformes, Cyprinidae. Gene Ontology annotation, cellular component: plasma membrane. The record is from RefSeq and is a predicted model, not a curated record. Bases 91 to 2376 code for a protein of 761 amino acids. Gene Ontology annotation, biological process: proteolysis.
UGCAUGUGUAGAGACUAAACAACACUUCAUCUGAACUAUAAAACUUUGCUUAACCGAAGGAUCCUGUUUCAGUUGUUCUGUACACUGACAAUGGCCAGAAGACAUCUGAUGUUGUGGAUCUUGGCUCUGUGUCUUUCACUUGAUCCCACAGUCGGUCACAUUCCUGAACUAGAUGGAACAAAGGUGUAUGAGAUUGUCCGACCAAUCAGAUUACAUGCACUACAAAAAAGAGACUCAAAGUCAAGACCUGACACAGUGAAAUAUGCUAUGACGCUGGGUGGUAGAGACAUUGAAAUGCACCUCCAGAAAAAUGAUGGCCUACUGACGAAAGACUAUAGCGAAACAUUUUACACUGAAGAUGGGAUGCUUGUCACGACCACACCUGAGGAUCUGGAUUUAUGCUAUUAUCAAGGGAAAAUAGUCAAUGACAGCAAGUCAUCGGUCAGCAUGAGCACCUGUGAUGGAUUACGAGGCUAUUUCAAAACAGAGGAGCAGAGGUUUCUGAUUGAGCCGUUGUCUGAGGAUGGUGAUGGUGACCAUGCUGUCUUUAAGUAUGGAGAUGUAAAUGAAGAGACGCCUAGAGUGUGUGGAGUCACCAACACUACUUGGGACGAGAGAGAGGAAGGCGCUCCUCCACGCAUUCUCCCAAGUCGUUCUCGUUCCUCAGGGCCAACUUUGUUCCAGCAACAAAAAUAUAUCGAGCUCUUCCUUGUGGCAGACAACCGCGAAUACAAGAAAAUGGACAGCGAUCUUCAGAAGUUAAGAAAGAGGAUAUUUGAGAUCAUCAAUUACAUCAAUAAUGCAUAUAAAGAAAUCAACACAUUCAUCGCUCUGACUGGAUUUGAGGUCUGGACAGAUAGCGAUAAGAUAACGGUUUCUUCUGUUGCUGGAACAACUUUAGACAGCUUUACCCAGUGGAGGAACAGCGAACUCGUAACGAGACAGCAGCACGACAACGCUCAGCUCCUUAGUGCAAUCGACUUUGAUGGAGCAACUGUGGGUCUAGCUUACAUUGGAACUCUGUGUGGAGGUCUUUCAACAGGGAUUGUGCAGGAUCACAACUCUAACGCUAUAGCAGUGGGGGCUACUAUGGCCCAUGAGAUGGGGCACAAUCUGGGCAUGAGUCAUGACAGCAGCAGCUGCGUUUGUUCUGAUGGCACGUGCAUUAUGACAGCUGCUCUCAGCUAUUUCAUCCCUCAACACUUCAGCAGCUGCAGUACUAGUAGCUAUACAGACUUCCUGAACAACAGAGUCCCACAAUGUCUUAUGAACAUGCCCAAACCAAAGGAACUGAUUCAGCCACCUGUAUGUGGAAAUGGAUUUGUGGAGAUAGGAGAACAAUGUGACUGUGGAACAGUGCAGGAGUGUACAAACCCAUGCUGCAAUGCCACCACCUGCAAAUUAACAGAGGGCUCACAAUGUGCAACUGGGGAUUGUUGUGAGAAUUGUAAGAUCAUGUCAGCCGCACAUGUGUGUCGUCCGAAAAACGAUGACUGUGAUUUGCCCGAGUCAUGCACUGGAAAAUCAGCCAUGUGUCCUGAAGAUGUCUUUACAGUCAAUGGAAUCCCUUGCAGUAAUGGGAAAGGCUAUUGCUACAAUGGCCAGUGCCCACAGAGAGAGGAGCAGUGCAUUAAAAUGUGGGGUCCAACUGCUGUGCUGGCUCGAGAAUAUUGCUAUAACCAGAACACAAGAGCGGAAUACUACGCCUACUGCAAACGCAUUGGCAAUACAUAUAUUGGAUGCCAAAAACAAGAUGUGAUGUGUGGAAAACUGUUCUGUGAAGGCGGAAAUGGAAAUCCCAAUUAUGGACGGCUAGUACAAUUCAGCACUUGUAAAGCCACAUUCUACGGCGAUGCUAACAGCGAUUAUGGUCAAGUCGAUACUGGCACCAAAUGUGGGGAAGGAAUGGUUUGUAACCAGAACGAGUGUGUUGACCUAGAGAUAGCUUACAAAGCAACAAACUGCUCUGCCAAGUGCAGAGGACAUGCGGUUUGUGACCACAGAAAGGAGUGCAGAUGUGAAUCUGGAUGGCUGCCUCCAGAUUGUGUAACACAAGCAGGAAGUGAAGGUUCUUCUAAAGGUGUGACAAUAACCAUUAUCGUGGUUGUCUGUAUCCUGAUUGGGAUACUUCUAAUUGGACUCUCCAUCUUCUUUUGGAAGCGCAAAAAGAGCACGCCACAUUCAUUUGGCCAUCAAAGGCAGCAGAAAGUUCAUGUUGUGGACAUCCCUGACAACAGCCAUAAGUCGACACCAACUCCGGCAAUAAGACCUUCAGCACCUCCUCCACCUCCACCCUCUUCAGAUCAAUCCAGAGCUCUGCAUAAUGACUACAUCAGUGCACGACAGGCCCUUAGACCACCUCCUCCAAGGGUGUGAUGUCUAGCACCUGUCAAACCUCAAGAAGUGAACACACUCCAGCACACUCCAGCGCCUGCAGACUGGAUAGUGUGUUACCAGCCUGAGGCUUGGGAAACUUUUCAAGAGAAAAAAUAAACCACAUGCUUUGCAGAAAUAUGAGACCAACACACCUAAAUGAAUUUUACAGCACAUAAAAGGUUUUCCUUAAAUGACAAGAGGAAUUUCUGUUUUUGUUU